This is a messenger RNA of Penicillium longicatenatum, 999 nucleotides long. RefSeq lists its product as uncharacterized. The annotation marks the transcript as partial. NCBI's taxonomy places the organism in Eukaryota, Fungi, Ascomycota, Eurotiomycetes, Eurotiales, Aspergillaceae. The record is from RefSeq and is a predicted model, not a curated record. The transcript is spliced from 2 exons.
UCUCCGAGUUCCGCGAUCAUUCUCGGGCGGUUUCUCCUAAGUUUUAUCUUAACGACAUAUUACCCGCUACUAGAACAUAUCCUAAAUACCCCGAAGAAGUCGCUCUUUAUCCUUCCUCCCGGGGUAGUGAUACCCCCCUCCGUUACUAGCUUAGACGGCCCUGGGACGAUAAGGGUUUUCGAUGUCUUUAAAGAUGAGAGUAAUAGGCUAAGUGAACACGUUCAUCGAAACUCUUCCUCUAACAAAAGCAAGCAAAUUCCGGAAGAUCCGUGCGUUCCCACAUCCAAAAGAAGCCACUAUCAAACGCCCAGAGUCGCGAACGCGAAAAAGUCACUUGCAGGACGAGUGAGUCACUUAAUAGCUGAAGACUCUUCAAAUUAUACCCCCGAGGCCCUCUUAGCCGGUAACCUCCUCCUACUAAGAAAAACGAUCACCUACCUUAAGCGCGCUUCUAAUAUGACGAGUGCUAAGGCUCAGUUCUCUAAUGACUUUCCGGAUAUGGAUGAUAUUUCUAAAGAGAAUUUUGCACAUGCAUACGGCAUCAUCACUACAAGUGCCACAGCAAUUGAUAUUCCAGCGCGAGAGGAGGUGACCGUGCAAUCGAGGUCGACUGUCACGCGCCACAAAUGGACCAUGAACGACGAACGCCGAUUGUUGAAGUUAAGAGAUGCUCAAAAGUUAUCGUGGCGGCAAAUUCAUGAAUCGUUUCCUAAAAGAACUAUGGGUGCAGUGAAAACCCGAUACUUUUCGAAGUCUGCUAGGCAGUAUAAUUCUUCUUCCAGCAAGGAAAAUCACUCCGUUCACAGCCCGCAGAGGAAUAAUACACCAACUAUGCGAAGAAGUCCGAGGCUGAAUCGAGCCAAGAAUGCCUCAAUUGCAGUAAGCAACGCGGGACGGGAUCGAAUAUCUCAUUCACAUGAUGUGCGGUGCUCCAAAAAAUCGACUUUAUCAAACCAGGAAGCUAUUGACCCACGACUUCGGUCUUACGGCAAGUCAUAG